Molecule: messenger RNA, 2342 nt
Organism: Ananas comosus (pineapple)
Lineage: Eukaryota; Viridiplantae; Streptophyta; Magnoliopsida; Poales; Bromeliaceae
Exons: 8
Coding region: 62-1708 (548 amino acids)
Source: RefSeq, a predicted model, not a curated record
AACGAAAUUACUAAUUAAACUAAAUCUCUACUAUUUUUAUUGUCUUUGGCGCGCAGAGGCGAUGGCGUGUGGAAACCCUAAACCUUCUCUGAAGCGCUCGCACGGAGGUGGAGCUCCUCCGUGCAAAACCUCUACCUCCUCCUCCUCCUCUAUUCCUCCUCCUAGGGUUCGCUUCGACCCUCCCUCAGAGGCAAGGCAAAGGAAGAAGGUGAAAUUUGCGGAUUCAGUGGGUAAGGACGAUAUAUGCCGUAAACAUAAUACAACUUUUCUUCAGCCUGUAAGGACUCAAUCUCAAAUUGAUGGUGCAAAAACCUCAGAGUUCAAAUAUUUCAAGAAACUGUUGGAAGGAGCCAAUUAUAAAGUUUCAUCACAUGAUAGUUUUUCAAAGGCAACUAAAGAACGCGAUGAGUCACAUAAUGCAAUGAUAGACGAAUCUGGCAUAAGAAGUUUCUCAUUGCCUACUCAAAAUUGCCCACCUAUUACAGAUGGGGUCUCUGGUUCAUGCGAAGGAUCCGCAUUGACCCACACAGCACUGUGCAAGUCUGAUUCAAGCAGGUGCUUAUCGCCCAUUCUCAAAGUCACUCCACAAGCUCAGCAGUCCUCAUUUCUGCUUUUAGAAAGUGCAAGGAGCUAUGGAAGAGUGUAUGAGCAUGGAGGGGUGUUCUCAGAAAAGAGGAACAAAUUAAUGAAGUUAGCAGCCAAGACAUUGUCUCUUGAAAAGGAUGAGUUCUUACUGAGAUCAGAUAUAACUUCCGAUUUCAUGGAGAGGCUGCACAUUAAGAAAAAGUCAGACAGUCAUAAAAAGCUUUCAAUUUCUUGGCAGAAGAAAGCAUGCAGCCGACAGCAUUCACUAGCAGUUUCUUCAAAGAGUGAUCCCUUAAUGAGACUGCAUUACUUUGAAUCCACUGAUAUUGAGUCAAUGACUUCAAGGAAAAGCUCAAGAAAGGAUUUGCCUUCUAAAGAAGCCGGUGAACUCAUUGCAUUACCAUGGGAACACGAUAAGAUCUGGGCUUCUAACUCACGUGCGGUUGAACCAAGCUGCCUUCAGCAUCACAGGCGAUCCAACUGGGUAGUAGAUGAUCCCGAAACCUCAGAACUCCAUACCAAAAAUAAAACAGAAUUGUCUCAUUUACUCGUACCAUAUUCCAAUUCAACAUCGUUGGAGUUACGUGAUCUUCGUACGCCAGUAGAGAAAUUUAAUUCUCGAUUAGUUGAAUGGGACGAUAACUUGAGAGAAAAUAAUACACUGCUUAACAAUAAUUUGCCCUUGACAAUUUAUAAUGGUUCGAGAUUUCCUAAUCUUACGAGCAAGUGUGGAAAUCUUAAUGAUUACAACAGUGGAAAUGUUUUUGACUCUCCUAUCAACAGCUGUGGUGUAAUACUCCGAGAUAGAGACCAGCAGAAAAAGUAUGAGUUAUUUUCAUCUUCGGCAUAUGGUUAUGAGCUACAAAAGAAUGACAUGCCUUUUCUUGCUAUGGAAUUUUACUCACCGAUCCCUAUGAAUAUCCAAUUUUAUGAUCCAAAAUUGAGAAACAGAACUGGCAGCAUGUUUACUGCAGAUGGACAUGAUGGUUGUGCAGAUGAGAGAAGCCUAGUGUUGGUCCCAGAAAAUUCAUCUUAUGGUGUUUCUAGUUUCAACAAUUACUGGUUCUUGGAUCCAAAGUUUUCUCUGGAAGGAUUAGAAAGGAUAUCCACACUUUCUGAUUGACCAAGUUGGUAAUGGUAUCAAAGAGAGCACACUUUCUGAUUGACCAAGGUGGUAAUGGUAUCAAAGAGAGCAUGAGCUAAUCCCUUGUUCAAGUGAUAACUGAUCAUUUCUCUCAUUUCGCCAAAUCGAGGAAUUAAUCAGAUAAAUCAGGGUAUUUUUAUUAGAAAAUCUUUUAUUUUCUCGUGAUACGUCAAGCAAGUUAUCUGCCGGAUUUUAGAAGCAUAAGCUGACAACCUCAUUAUCAAGAGGUGUUCUGGGCAUAAGCUGAUGCUGCUGCAUUUUGAUCUCUGUUAGCUUAUUAUCUUGUACUAUCACUGAAGUUUGCAACCCGUUUAAUUUGACUUGCAAUAGUGCUAAUAUGGUUAAUAAACCCCUCACAUGUACAAAAAACAUUGGUGACUUCCUGCCACCACGAAGCAAUGUGAUUAGAUACACAUUUACAUCCUUCACUUGUAGUUAGUUAGGGCAAAAAGCGAUUUGUUGGCGGUUCAUAAAUUUAUAUUUCGCAGUUAGUGUUUUUUGUCGGAUAGAAGAAAGAGUCGUGAUUGUAAGAAAAUCAUGAUGAUACCAUGAGACACAAACUGGCCCUGUUAUGUUAAUUUGCAUCAUACUUGGCUGUCACUUCAGUUUUUAA